Messenger RNA from Cercocebus atys (sooty mangabey), 1332 nucleotides. RefSeq names its product ribonuclease UK114-like. The record is from RefSeq and is a predicted model, not a curated record. NCBI's taxonomy places the organism in Eukaryota, Metazoa, Chordata, Mammalia, Primates, Cercopithecidae. Gene Ontology annotation, molecular function: deaminase activity. The transcript is spliced from 2 exons. Bases 168 to 599 code for a protein of 143 amino acids. Gene Ontology annotation, cellular component: cytosol.
AAUUAGCAUAUCUAUCACCUCAAACAUUAAUCAUUUAUUUGUGUUGAGAACAUUUAAAAUCUACUCUUCUAGCUACUUGAAAAUACAUAGUAAGUUCCAUGAGAUGUGAGCAAGGCUGGUGCUGGGGCUUCUUCUCCUGAAGGGGCUGCAAGAGGGAAGACUUAGCCAUGUCGUCCUUGAUCAAAACGGUGAUCAGCACCGCGAAAGCCCCAGGGGCCAUUGGACCCUACAGUCAAGCUGUGUUAGUCGACAAGACCAUUUACAUUUCAGGACAGAUAGGCAUGGACCCUUCAAGUGGACAGCUUGUGUCAGGAGGGGUAGCAGAAGAAGCUAAACAAGCUCUUAAAAACAUGGGUGAAAUUCUGAAAGCUGCAGGCUGUGACUUCACUAAUGUGGUGAAAACAACCAUUCUUCUGGCUGACAUAAAUGACUUCAAUACUAUCAAUGAAAUCUACAAACAGUAUUUCAAGAGUAAUUUUCCUGCUAGAGCUGCUUACCAAGUUGCUGCUUUGCCCAAAGGUAGCCGAAUUGAAAUUGAAGCAGUUGCUGUCCAAGGACCGCCGACAACAGCAUCACUAUCUGACGCUGUGACAGACUAAGCGUAUACUGGCCUGGAUCUUUCUCCCUUUGCUGGGAGAGCCAUUUCUUUAGUCAUCAUCUGUACCGAGCAGUUGUCAACUAUGAAUUUCCUCAGCACUUGUCAGCUGGGCUCAGUUACUAGGGUUUCUGCAGAGACUGGCUCCACCUGCUUUUCUGCACCAAGAUGUUGACAACUUCUCUGUUUUUCCUUCUUGGAGCCAUCUCAACCCUCUUUGGUGGUAAGAAGGAGAUGAAGACGUCAGUCAGGUAGCAGCUGCCACAACCCACAUAAUACCAAUUCAACCUACAAACACAAUCAUGAGAUUUCUCUUUGCUGGUAACCAGACAAGAGGCCCAUGCACACUGUAAUUCUGUCCAGUUGAGAGGUGAGGCAACAAAAAUCUGCUUAGAUUGACAGCAAACACAUAAGUAUUGUGCCUGAGAAGUUCUUAAGCAGGCAGGCUUGAAUUUACAUGUUUGUUUACUUUGUCUCUCUGUACUCUCUCCAUCUUCUCUUGUAUUUCCUUAAUGAUGGUCUUCUGGUUCCAUCUAGGAUCAUGUUAGGCUCAUACUUCAGGUUCUUUCCUUUAUUAUUUCAUUAGUCCAUGGAGUUUUAGCUGUUCUUGUGUCCUUAUAGUCUGCAAAUGCCAGAAAUUGUUCAAAUGGUCACCUCUUGCAUCAUUUAGUUUCUGCUGCAUAACAAAUUACCCCAAAACUUAGUGGCUUAAAAUAACCACCUUUUUUUUUUUUUUU